This is a messenger RNA of Lentinula edodes (shiitake mushroom), 1023 nucleotides long. RefSeq names its product Per1-like protein. Gene Ontology annotation, cellular component: endoplasmic reticulum membrane. Gene Ontology annotation, biological process: GPI anchor biosynthetic process. The coding region runs from base 1 to 1023 and encodes 340 amino acids. Gene Ontology annotation, molecular function: hydrolase activity, acting on ester bonds. The transcript has 2 exons. NCBI's taxonomy places the organism in Eukaryota, Fungi, Basidiomycota, Agaricomycetes, Agaricales, Omphalotaceae. The record is from RefSeq and is a predicted model, not a curated record.
AUGAAAUUGGUCCCAAUUUUCCUUAGUUUUUCGCAUAUAAUCAUUCCUGCUAUAGCAUCUUCAGGAGAUCGCUCCGACGACUUUCAACGAUGCCUCCUUCACUGUGACAACACUAAAUGCACCGAAAAUUCUGCUGAGUCUUUGUCUCUGACAUUGAGGUUGACGCGCUGGACCUGCACAGACAAUUGCAAAUAUCUGUGUAUGCACGAAAUCACAGCUCAAAAUAUCGCAUCUGGGCUCGCUAUACAUCAGUACUAUGGCAAGUGGCCAUUUUGGAGAUUUGUCGCCCAGGAACCUGCCUCUGUUUUGUUUUCGUUGUUGAAUCUCCAUGUACAUGUCAAGGGUGCACAGAGACUGCGGAUGAGACUGGACGAUUCGCAUCCGAUGAAGGUUUUCUAUAUGGGCUGGUCCUUCGUCAGUAUCAACACUUGGAUAUGGUCUUCUAUCUUCCAUACACGAGAUACUCCGUUUACUGAAAAGAUGGACUACUUUUCUGCUGCCUUGACAAUCCUCGUCGCGUUGUACUUUACAGUCAUUCGAUUGUUUCACUUCUAUGCACCCACCAGCUCUCUCACUCUGGCCCAUGAACAUCGUUCAAAAGACAAAACUCUACUAAGGCUAUGGACUGCUGCUUGUGUCUUGACAUUUCUGGGACACAUAUCAUAUCUCUCCCUUCUUAAACACUUCGACUAUUCCUACAAUGUCAUUUUCAACCUUGUCAUCGGCCUGGCGCACAAUGCUCUAUGGUUGUGUUAUUCCUUCCCCUAUUCUAUAUCAUUUCUGCGGCGAUUCCCUGGUCGCUCCAAAAGAUAUCGACCACAUUUCGUUUACAAGCCUGCAGUGCUUGUGUCUCUAAUAGUUGCUGCGAUGGCUUUGGAACUGUUAGACUUCCCUCCUUGGGCUCUAAUUCUCGAUGCCCACUCUCUAUGGCACCUCAGCACAGCCCCAAUCGCAUAUCUGUGGUAUCAAUUUCUGAUCGAAGAUGCUAGUGAUGACAGCUGGAAAGAGCAAAGGCUGCGUUGA